Doryrhamphus excisus (bluestripe pipefish) is the source of this 4357-nucleotide messenger RNA. RefSeq lists its product as uncharacterized. Gene Ontology annotation, molecular function: protein binding; RNA binding; metal ion binding. The record is from RefSeq and is a predicted model, not a curated record. Lineage: Eukaryota; Metazoa; Chordata; Actinopteri; Syngnathiformes; Syngnathidae.
UCAUCCGCCGCAGAUUCCCUCAGACUCGACACACGCACACUCACACACUUAAUAUUCCCGAUGUACUAUCCACGCCGUCCGUAGACUGGCUACAUUUGACUUGUCUGGACCACUCGGGGGGACGAUAAUGCUGAAUGGUUGCGCUCAUGAAAUUCACCAGAGACAUAUGUCGACUCUUGGGGCUCUCGAGUGGUCCACCUGUGCAGCAGCAGCAGGAAGAACAGAUGACCUGUGGUGCUGCCCUCCAUGACCCAAGUGAUGACAGUGCUUUGUUACAGGAUGCAUUAAAUGGUGAGGAGGAUCUCAGUGAGGAUGAGAAGGCCAGACACAGAACAGGGCGACGUAAAGCAAAGAGGAAGCGCCGUCGAAAACGAAAGAAGCAGGAGCAAGUGAAGCAAAACGAGAGUGCAGAACAGGAUGGUGAAGAUGGAGGAGCCGAGUCCGACUUGGAUGAGAGUGAAUCGGAAGCUGAAGUUAAUGCAGUCGGGGAGACGCAGGUGCAAACGGAGGAGGAGAAGGAAUAUGCAAAGUCAGCUGCCUCAUACAAGCUUGCUACCUCUGAGCCCUCCAGAGAGCAUCACAAGACCACAAUAGCGGAAGACGAGCCUGAGUGGGAUGUGAGUAGUGCCUUCGUUGCCAACGCGGCCAGCCACAUCAAGCCCAAAGGAUCAUGCCGCAAGUCCAAAGAGAACAAAGAGAACGAGGCCAGGAAAGAGACAAACGGAACACACGUCACAACGAAGAAAAGCACGUCACUUGCAGAAAAAGGGAUAAAACUGGUCCAAGAAGGGCAGUACUUACAAGCAGCCGGCAUGUUUACAGAAGCCAUCAAAUGUGAUCCAAAUGAUUACAGAUUCUUUGGGAAUCGUUCAUAUUGCUAUUACUGCUUGGAGCACUACACUCAGGCCCUGGCAGAUGCCGAGCGCUCCAUCCAGCUGGCUCCAGAUUGGCCCAAAGGACACUUCCGCAAGGGAAGUGCUCUCAUGGGCAUGAAGCGGUACAGCGACGCGCAGAAAGCUAUGGAGCAGGUGCUAAAACUGGACAAAGACUGUGAAGAGGCCGUCAAUGAUCUCUUUCACUGCAAAUUGCGGCAAUUAAUGGACCUUGGUUUUGAUGAAAUGGACAGUGCCACAUUGCUGGAGAAAUUCUCGACAGUGCCAGAGGUUUUGGCAUAUUUUGCAGAUGCUGCCAGAGCCGGCCAAGAUCAGUCAGUUGCACUACCUGGCCCUGGUCCAUCACUGUGGGUGGGAAAUGUGACGACGGAGCUGACUGAAAAACACUUAAGGGACCUUUUUAAAAUGUACGGUGAGAUCGAGAGUAUCCGUGUGCUACAUGAGCGCUUUUGCGCCUUUGUCAAUUUCAAGAAUGUAAACAUGGCGGCCAGUGCCAGGGAAAAACUAAAUGGUUAUAUGAUCAAGAACACACGUUUAGUGGUACGCUAUCCGGAGCGUCGCCCUCAGAGAGUCCUUCCUACUCCACUCAGGACCUGCCUCUCUGUCCCACAGCACACAGGUGCUACUACUGCUACUGCUGCUGCCGAACCUCGGCGGCGAGGCCCCGUCAACGGAGACGAGUGUUACUUCUGGAGAACCACAGGCUGCCAUUUUGGAGACCAGUGUCGCUACAAACACAUUCCGGAUCAGAAAGGCAAGGACAGGAAGCAGUGGCAGGACGCACCAGGACGCACCGUUGAAAGCACCCGGCCAGUACUGAGUUGACCAGUUUUUGUCGACUACAACUAACUUACUCUGGAAAAUAGUGGACCAGAAUAAUGGAAAAGGUCAGUGUCAGCACUCAAACGCAGGAGGAGUCCAACGUGUGUCACAAUCAACUAGGAAUGUGAGGAUUUUCACCAGGGAAUGAAAAGAUUCACGUGUGCAGCCAGUGAUGACACAUAGUGACCUACCUUAAAGGGGACCUAUUAUGCUUUUUCCACGUUUCUGACCUAUAAAUGUUGUUGGAAUGUUGUAUUAUCGUGUUAAACGGUGCCAAACAUUCUGAUAAUAUGGUUUGCCCAUUUGGAAGUGAGCCCUGAAACAAGUUUGGGACGGCUGUGAGAGUUUUUUCUAACACCGGCUCCCUGUGAUGUCACAGUGAGCCAAACUUCCUUAUAUGGGCGUUCCUGAAUACAAGCUGUAGACGUGCCUUUUCCUGCUCUGCUGCUCUGUGAAGAUUUCACCAUGUUAGCAGGGAGUGUGACCAAUCACAGCGGAGUGGGCGGGCCGUGGGUGGAAUAAAUGAAAACAGACUGUUUUGGAAAAGCCAAGGAAAUGGAGCUGGAAUAGGUGCAGAUUUCGGAAGAUCUAGAAAAGCUUUCUGUGCUCAAUACAAAGGGCCGGAAAAUGAGCAUAAUGGGUCCCCUUUAAGGGAAACCAAACCUAACCUCACAGGGCGCACGGCUAUGUCAACCAGCAGGAAAGACACCUUUUUAAUGAUUGUAUUAGUUGAUUAAAUACAAAGGAGUAUUAGGACCACACUGAAGAAGAAAAAUUGUAAUUUUAUUAUUAAUUAUAUAUAAAUAAUAUAAUAAACAAAUAAUAAUAAAAAUAAUUAAGAUAAUAAUAUUGAUUAUUGUAUAAUUAAUAUAUUAUAUAAUAAUAAUAAUAAUAAAAGCAAUAAUAUGAAUAUAUUAUUAUUGUUAUUUAAAACAUUACUUGAAUUAAGUUGCAAUGUAAAAACAAAGUACUAAGAUGUCAUAAUGAUAAUCUUAUGAUAUGAUCAAGAUUCUCAUACAAUGAUGAUUUUUUUUCCUGCAAUAUUGUGACUUCAUUCUCUGAAAAUCAUAUUUAAAUUACUUUUUAAAAAAGUUUUCUCUUAGUACUUCAUUUUCAUGAAUGAUUUUCCGAAGAUGGAAUGUAAUUUAUUGUCAGUUGUAUUUUUGAAUUUCAUUCUAAAAAAUAUAUUUGACUAUUAUACAUAUUAUACAACUGUUUUUGUCUUGUGAAAUGACAGCUGUUUUAUAGUAAUACUUCAUCUUUGUUCUUACAAAAUAGCCAUUUUAUUAUGGUAAUACUACGACUAUAUUUAUACACAAUAAUGUUUCAACUUGUUUCCCCUUAAAAUAGCUACUUUUUUCUUGUCAUAUCUGACUUGAUUCUUGUAAAUUAUUCCUUUUUUUGGGUGGUUAGCGUGCAGGCUACACAGCUAGGAGACCCGAGUUCGAUUCCACCCUCGGCCAUCUCUGUGUGGACUUUGCAUGUUUUCCCCGUGCAUGUGUGGGUUUUCUCCAGGUACUCCGGUUUUUCUCCCACAUUCCAAAAACAUGCAUGCUAGGAUAAGCGGUAGAAACGGAAUGAAUAAUUACAUCAAAAUUCUAUAAUAAUUCCAAUACGUUGAUAUUUUUUGUUUUCAGUGUGGCCUUAACAGUCCUUUGUAUUGAAGUGGAACAACAGGACCGACAAGUUGAGUACUACUUUAUACUCUUACUGAUCCACAAGCCUUUCAGCCUGUCAUCAUCUUACACAAACUCUCAGUGGACCUUUCAGUGCCUCAUCUCUUGACUUGUAGCCUUUUUUUUUUCCUUUUAAGGACCCCACCCAGCAUUGUUCAGUGGAGAUGACAUCCUUAUCAUAACUUUAGAUUGGUGCUUUUUCAAUAGCAUUGUAGCGUCUAUGCAAAAGAAAGCAUGCACACUUAACAGGAACGUUGCUGCUGUAAUGUCGGAUGCGGGGAUGCUUUUUUUUUUUUGGCGCUGCCCUCAAAGAAAUGUUGAAAAACGAUGUUUGUGAUAUGUCAGUAUUUCAUGGAACCAAAGAAUCCGGUGCACUAAAACAGCCUUGUUAAUUGAGUAGCAUCAACACUAGUGCUGUUAAAAUGGGCGCCAUGCAAGGGGAACAUAACUCAAAUGGCUUACGUCAACACUACAUCCUUAAGUAAUAGUGACAGUAUUUAUUUUUCUAUUUAUACCCAUUCAUCUCCUUGUUUUUGUUAUUCCGUGUGCUGUCACAUUAGGUAGCAUCUUUAGAACUAAUAUGUUGAGUGCAAAUAACUUUUUAACACAAAAUGUGGCACUUCUGCUUUGUGUGGCUACAAUAAAAGAACAAAAAGGAAUCGGACAUUAACCUAUGAGGCUGCACUUGAGUCAAAAUGACAGAGGGACUCAAAUACUUUUAAUACCAGCUGCACACUUUUCAAAAUUUGACAUUUCCUGGCUUUAUUGUCAGAUUGUUUUGCUGUGUUUUUAGUUUGUUUGUGUCACAAGUGCUUUUUAAAAAAAACAUAGAAUUGCAAUGCAGCACAUUAGUAACCAGAGCAUUGCAUAUAGUUGUCUAUGUAUCAAAUAUUUUGUAUUUUCAUCACUGCACUGCAAUAAAGAGUGUUUUUGUAUUUAAUAAAUGUUUGUUUUCCAACUACCUUU